ACACAUACAAAUUUAUAGUUCUAGGACCAUAUAAUAUAUCACUGCAAUAUCUAUUAAAGAAUUUGCAAUUCAUUUUUUGUUUAUCGUAGUUUUACUUUUGCUCAUUUAGAGAAAAGCCAAAAAAAAGCUUUGAUAAUGGAUGAGAAAGUGAAAGAGCGUACAUUGGAGGAAACAUCAACAUGGGCAGUUGCUGUGGUCUGCUUUGUGAUACUUGUUAUAUCCAUCUUCAUUGAACAUCUAAUUCACCUUGUUGGGGAGUGGUUAACAAAAAAAAAGAAGAAAGCUCUUUAUGAAGCACUUGAAAAGAUCAAAGCAGAGCUUAUGCUGUUGGGAUUCAUCUCCUUGCUCCUAACAGUGGGACAAGAUCUGAUUUCUGGUAUAUGUAUAUCAAAGAGUGUUGCUACCACUUGGCUUCCCUGCGAUAAGAGUGGCGAAGAGACUAGUAGUGAUGUCAAGAAAGGCCGAAAACUUAAUGAGUUUUUAGGCUCUGGUUUCGGUGCUCGGAGAAGCUUGGCUACCAAAGGAUAUGAUAAAUGUGCUGAAAAUGGACAAGUGGCCUUUGUGACUGCCUAUGCGAUUCACCAGCUCCAUAUUUUCAUCUUUGUGUUAGCAGUUUUUCAUGUUCUCUACUGCAUUGCUACGUUGGCUUUGGGAAGAACUAAGAUGAAAAGAUGGAAGGGUUGGGAGGAAGAAACAAAGACAUUAGAAUACAAAUACCAGAAUGACCCAGAGAGGUUUAGGUUUGCAAGGGAUACAUCUUUUGGUCGCAGGCAUUUGCACGCUUGGAGCAAGUCAACUGUUUCCCUUUGGAUUGUAUGUUUCUUCAGACAAUUCUUUGGUUCAGUCACUAAGACUGAUUACCUGACGCUGAGACAUGGAUUUAUCAUGGCACAUUUGGCUCCAGAAAAUGAAGGCAGAUUUGAUUUUCGUAAAUACAUUAGCAGAUCACUUGAAGAGGAAUUCAAAGUUGUUGUUACAAUUAGUCCAAUCAUAUGGUUCUCUGCAGUGUUGUUCCUGCUGUCUAACACAUAUGGAAUCUACUCUUAUCUAUGGCUGCCAUUUAUCCCUUUAAUUAUAAUCUUAUUGGUGGGAGCUAAACUACAAGUGAUCAUAACAAAGAUGGGAGUCAGGAUUCUGGAAACAGGGGAUGUGGUGAAGGGUGAACCUUUGGUUAAGCCAGGUGAUGACCUCUUCUGGUUCGGAAGCCCUCGUUUCAUGCUCUUUCUCAUUCACUUUGUUCUUUUUCAGAAUGCAUUUCAACUAGCCUUCUUUGCAUGGAGUACUUAUGCAUCUAAAAGCAUAUUUUCAUGCUUCCACAAGCGAACUGAAGAUAUUGUAAUCAGAAUCUCAAUGGGGGUCAUCAUUCAAAUUUUAUGCAGUUAUGUGACUUUGCCCCUCUAUGCUCUAGUAACCCAGAUGGGAACCAACAUGAAACCAACCAUUUUCAAUGAAAAAAUAGCAGCGGCACUGAAAAACUGGAAAAAAACAGCAAAAAAGAAUUACAAGGAAAGCAACAGAGUUUCAGAAGCAAACACACCAUUCUCAAGUAGGCCUGCAACUCCAACCCAUGGCAUGUCCCCUGUUCAUCUGUUGCACAAUUAUCGAAGCAGCACCGCGGAUAGCUUGAAUGCAUCACCAAGAAACUCAAACUUGGAGAACUAUAAUUACUUGAAGAAUGAAGAUCAAACACUAUCCCCGAGCAACCGUGGAAACAAUGGCAGUGACGAUGAAGGGAUGCAGUUCCAUGAACCAACCUCAGCACCACAGCCUGCUAGUAAUCAUGCCAGCCAAGAAAUUAGCAUUAGUAUGUCUGAAUUUUCGUUUGGAAAGUAGGAAAAAAAAAUAAUAAUAAUAAAAAGAAGUUGGAGCAAGUGUUGCUAGCUACCUUAUAUUUUUUCUUUUAUUUUAUUUUUUGGUGUAUAUUCUUUUGUACAUCAUACAUGGUUGAGACACAUAUACAUAUGUACAUAUAUGUAAGCAACAAUGGUGAGCAGGAUUUCAAAUGAUUUUUUUUCUAGUACAUAUUUGAUAUAUUGUGAUCUACAUUUUUAAUAA
Ziziphus jujuba (common jujube) is the source of this 2055-nucleotide messenger RNA. RefSeq names its product MLO-like protein 6. The transcript has 15 exons. Gene Ontology annotation, cellular component: membrane. Gene Ontology annotation, biological process: defense response. NCBI's taxonomy places the organism in Eukaryota, Viridiplantae, Streptophyta, Magnoliopsida, Rosales, Rhamnaceae. The coding region runs from base 136 to 1833 and encodes 565 amino acids. The record is from RefSeq and is a predicted model, not a curated record.